This is a messenger RNA of Camarhynchus parvulus, 1850 nucleotides long. It is a transcript of the gene GOLM2, whose product is annotated as cancer susceptibility 4. The transcript is spliced from 10 exons. Bases 336 to 1652 code for a protein of 438 amino acids. Lineage: Eukaryota; Metazoa; Chordata; Aves; Passeriformes; Thraupidae. The record is from RefSeq and is a predicted model, not a curated record.
GUGGCGGCUCGGCCGGUGGGUCCCGCACGGCCCGGCGGCGGCGGCGGCGGCUCGGCUGGACCGGCACCGGCACAGCCCUGCCGGCCACCGCCCGCUCCCCUCGGGCUCUUCCCUCCCGCCGUUCUCUCCCAGCUCCCCGAGCCCGCUGCCCUCAGGGCCUCUUCCCUUCUUCACCCCCCGCCUCACACCCUCCCCCCCGCGGAGCCCCCAGUUCCCCCCGGUCAUUCCCUCUUCCCCCGCUCAGCAUAUCCCCUUCCCUUCACAUCCCCCGCACGCUCGGGGCCCCCUGAGCGCCCUCCCCGCUGCGCCUGAAGCCCCCGCCCGCGGCCUCCCCCAUGGUGGGGUUCGGGGCGAACCGCCGGGGCGGCCGCCUGCCCUCGCUGGUGCUCGUGGCGCUGCUGGCCGUGAUCGCCGUGCUCGCCUUCCACUGCUGGAACGCGGCGUCGCGGCAGGCCCUGCUGCGGGAGGAGCUGGCCGAGCUGCAGAGCCAGGCCCAGCGCACCGAGGUGGCGCGGGGCCGCCUGGAGCGGCGCAACUCGGACCUGCUGGGCAAGGUGGACUCGCACAGGAAGCAGCUGGAGCAGAAGGAGGCGGACUACAGCCACCUGAGCAGCCAGCUGCAGGCCAGGGACGGCCAGGUGAAGCGCUGCGAGGACGGCAAGAUGAAGCUGCAGAACAACAUCUCGUAUCAGAUGGCAGACAUACAUCGGCUAAAGGAACAACUGGCAGAGUUACGGCAGGAGUUCAUCCGCCAGGAAGAUCAGCUGCACGAGUACAAGAAGAACAGCACGUACCUGACAAGGAGGCUGGAGUAUGACAGCCUGCAGUGUGGGCAGCAGAUCAAGGAAAUGAGACUGCAGCAUGAAGAGAACAUCAAGAAAUUAAUGGACCAAAUUGCUCGGGAACAAAAGGCCACGAAGAAAGUUCAGUCUAGUAAAGACACUGCAGUCAGCCCCAGCAAUGGUGACCAGGCAAUACCUGAGGCGGUUGCAGAGGUGGAAGAUAAAGACAUAGUGAAGAAUGAGGAGCCUUCAGAACAUGUUGCAAAUGGCAAAGAGAAAAUCAAACCAGGAGGAGAUGCAGGCAUGCCUGAAAUAGAAGAUAAUGACCCUGCUAAAGCUGAAGAUACUCCCACUGCUUUAAAGAGGCCACUUAUUUCAGCUCCUAAAAGUGAAGGUCAUCAGCCUGUUAUCAAUCUUCCAACUGAACAGCCCCAUGCUCCAAACCUUGCACCAGGUUUGCCCAGUGACAGUGAUGGAAACGCUGACAUUGCCAAGCAGAUCCCUCCAAAUUCUCUCCAGCACCUGAAUUUUGAAGAAAAUGUGGAAACCCGGAAAGAGCACAAGGUUGAGCCAGACCAGAUAAAAAUCCCAAAGAGCCGAGUUAGCGACUUGCAGAAGAUUAAGCAAAGCCGGUUCUUUGAUGAGAAUGAAUCCCCUGUGGACCCGCAGCAGGGUUCUAAACUGGCAGAUUAUAAUGGGGAUGAUGGGAACGUGGGUGAGUAUGAGGCAGACAAACAGGCCGAGCUGGCUUACAAUGAGGAAGAGGAUGGUGAUGGUGGAGAAGAAGACGUCCAAGAUGAUGAGGAGCGAGACCUGCAGAACGACCUGGGGGACUACAGCAAGUCCCGCCUCAGCGAGGGGGUCCUGUAGGCCCCGGGCACAGAGAGCUCAACCCAGGAACCUGAGGUGCUGCAAACUGGACCUGUUUUACUCCAGUGUUUCCUGCUUCCAGGGAAGCUGAGGAUCAAGUGCCGAGAGUGCUCAGCAGCAGGAGGAGAGGACCCCCUCUGUACAUAUGUACAUAUUUGUACUGUUGCAGGUUGUAUUAAACCCACAUCUUUGCUGUUA